Molecule: messenger RNA, 984 nt
Organism: Triticum aestivum (bread wheat)
Lineage: Eukaryota; Viridiplantae; Streptophyta; Magnoliopsida; Poales; Poaceae
Product: disease resistance protein PIK6-NP-like
Exons: 1
Coding region: 1-984 (327 amino acids)
Biological process (GO): defense response to other organism
Source: RefSeq, a predicted model, not a curated record
AUGCAAAAAUGUGGUGGCGUACCUUUGGCUAUAAUCACAAUACCAAGUUUGCUUGUUGGUAAACCAGUGGAGGUUUGGUCUAAGGUAUACAACUCAAUUGGUUUUGGGCAUGAAGAUAAUGAAGAUGUCGAUAACACGAGAAAGAUAGUUUUAUUUAGCUACUAUGCUCUACCUUGUCAUCUGAGGACAUGUUUAUUAUAUAUGAGCCAAUAUCGAGAAGAUGCAUAUAUUCUAAAAGAUAGUUUGAUAUCGAGGUGGGUUGGUGAAGGUUUUGUCCAAGAAGAACAAGGGGUGGGAUUGUUUGAGAUCGCUGAGAGAUAUUUCAAUGAGCUGGUUAACAAAAGCAUGUUGCAACCAGCAGAGAUUCUGCGCCAUGGCAUUAUAAGUCAUUGUUCUAUCCAUGAUAUGGUCCUUGAUAUGAUACGUCUAUUGGCUAAGGAAGAAAACUUUCUCACUAUAGUGGAUAGUCACGAGCAGCAAGCAUAUCCAGUAUACCGCAAUGUUCGUAGGCUGGCCGUUGGAAACAAAAACCGUCUGGUUGAUACACCUAUGCCACAAGUAAGGACAUUUAAUUCCAUGUGCUUCCAUGAAUGUCACCCAUCGCUUUCGUGCUUUAAAUUUUUGCGUGUCCUAGCUCUAGCAGGUGGCAAUUAUUCCUAUAUAGACAUCACAAAUCAACUUGAACAUCUUGGGAAGUUAGUCCACUUGAGGUAUCUUGCACUAGCGCAGAUGAAUAUCCAUGAGCUCCCAAAGGAAAUAGGGGACCUAAAGUUCUUACACACACUAGACUUCCUUGAGGUUAGACUACAAGAACUCCCACAGAGUGUUGGUCAGCUAAGUCGCCUGAAGUGUCUGUGGCUUGAAGCCACGAACACAAGAGUCCCAGACUGGAUCGGGAACCUGACAUCUCUGGAAAUGCUAUGCGUGUGUGUGCGCCACGCGUCCGUGUUCUGCACUUGUCGUACAGACAACCAGGGCUGCUAG